This is a messenger RNA of Trichomonas vaginalis G3, 1122 nucleotides long. Its product is annotated as glycine-rich protein family. The transcript has a single exon. The record is from RefSeq and is a predicted model, not a curated record. The coding region runs from base 1 to 1122 and encodes 373 amino acids. Lineage: Eukaryota; Parabasalia; Trichomonadida; Trichomonadidae.
AUGAUUAAGUAUUCAUUGUAUAAUGAAAGUCAUUAUGAUGCUAAGUUGAAAGUCACAGAAAUACGAAAUAAGUAUAUCUUCGAAUAUCCUUGCGAAAACAACCAUGAUUGUACAGACUACGUCAUCACAUUUUCACCAGGUGUAUACAAAUUUGAGUUGUAUGGUGCAUCUGGUGGAAGUUCAACUGGUCAUGUAUCAUCAUAUCGGUAUCCAAAUGGUUCAUGUAUUGAAGACAAAAUUGUUGAAUCUGUUAAAGGUAAUGUUAAAUGUCUUCGACAGCCUAGUCUUGGUGGUGCAGGUGCAUACAUCAGUGGCACCAUAUAUUUAUCUAAUGAAACUAUCGCAUAUGCCACAAUUGGAGGUCGAGGAAUUUAUAAAUUGAAGAGCUUUAAAAAUGUUACUGAAUGUUAUGCAAAAGAAAACAUGACUGAAGGAGGUUAUGGAGGUGGAGGAUAUGCUGCAAAUUAUAUUAGUUUAGCAAGUUCAGGAGGUGGUCAAACCGCUGUCAAAUUUGUCAAAAACGAUCUUUGGCAUCGGGUCAUUGUGAGCGGUGCUGGAGGUGGUUCUGAUAACGGAGAUGGUACAUUUCUUGGAGCUGAUGAUGGUGCAGGUGGUUCAGGAGGUUUAGAAGGACAAGGAUGGCUUGCAAAUGGAGUUUACAACUCAACAUAUUUAGCAAAUUUGACAUUUGGAUUCAGUUUUGGUUCAGGGGAAUCAGCCCAAGAAACAAAAUCAUUGAAUCCUCAAGGAGUUCAAUCAAAUUAUGUGAGUGGGGAACAUUCUGGUGCAGGAUCAGGUUGGUUUGGUGGCUUUGCAAGUCAUCAUGCAAAUGGAGGUUCGGGUGGAGGAAGUUCAUGGAUUUUGUCUAGAGAUGCUAUUAUUCCAGAGAAUGAACUUGUUUCAUAUGAUAGUUUUUAUGAUUUUCUUGGAACAUCUAAAUAUGCAUUCACGAAGGCAGACUAUAUAUUUAACAAUGUCAUUGAUGCAUCGGGUGUUUGGGAAGGUAAUGGUAAACUUGUCAUUACUAUUCUUAAUUUCAUUAACUGUCCAACAGUUUGUGUUUGUUAUCGACAAAAUUUCAUUAGCAGCAUUUAUGUUUUUAUUUUAAUGUAUGAUAGCUAA